AUGAAGCGAAACCACCCAGAUAAUUCUCUACAAGUGAAUUUUAUAUCCCCACCACCACUCGGAUUUCCAUCGUCGCAGCUGGUGCAGUCCCUUGCUAAAGACAUUUUGAAUGACCUUUCUAUGGUGGAAGCCGAGAUUCGACAGAACACUGGUGCAAGUCUGGUCAUCAAGCAGUUUGUAACGCCUGGGAGAAAGCCCAAAGGGUAUGCAAUCAACAAAGGUCGACGAUGCGACAAUGGACUGACAGACGAUUACCAACAACUUCGCCCAAAAGACGUGUUUCAGCUACCUCCAUCACCACCUCAAAUGACACAGAAUGCAAUAGAACGUCAAACAGGUGUGGACAGACAUGGUCAUUUUAUGGGAGAGACAUCGUUUUAUGAGACCUCUUGGGAGACGCCUGAGGAGAUUCCUUACCCUACCUUGCCAACCUCUGCUUUCGUCCCUCCUCAAGUGUCCCUAGAAGAGCAGGCUGAUUUAGUUCAUUUGUACGACCGGCACGUGAAUUCACUGUUCCCACUCUAUUCAAAACCCUAUCUUUUAUAUUGCUUGGGGUUAUUCCAGCAGAAUAAGCCCUGCCCAUUGUCGCCAUUAUUUUUCUAUUGUCUAUUUUUGUGCAGUACAGGCUAUGAUGAAAAUCAGUCGAGGUUUGCGGACAGAACAGAGGCAAUGAUCACAUAUGUCUCCCAGCUGAUCCCAUUUUACCUCGACUGCCCACGCACAACUACACUUCAGGCAUUAUUAAUGUUCUCUGGAUACUUGGAGCAGACCACUCGUUAUCAACACCAUACAAUGGCAUGGGUUUGGGCUGGAUCGGCUUUUCGAAUGGCACAAGAAAUGGGACUCCACCGACAAACUCCUUCUGAUGUAUGUCUCGAGUCAGUUCAAAGAAGCAUACGUACCUUUUGGUUUGCAUUUGUUAAAGAUCGUUCAAUGAGUCUUACCUAUGGGCGGCCAUUUAUGUUUGAAGAAAAGGAUAUAAAUUUGCCUCUCCCAGUUUGUUUACCAGAUGAGGAUCUAGAUAUACAGCGCUAUGUCACAAACUUUAAUAGUCUGAUCGAGCUCAGCAGACUGCGCGGAAGAAUAAUUAAAUUUAACUAUCUCCCGCAAUCUUCUCAAGGUCCCACCAAGCAUAACCAGCAUAUGCUGUCUACUCUAGACUCAUGUAUUUGUUCAAUGAUUAAAGAUACUAUCAACCAUGCAAAAGAAUCUCCCACCAAGGAUUCGACCUCUUUUGAGCGGAUUAUGCUAUUCGGCUUGCAUAGCCUUUUGAUAUUAUUACACCGCCCGUUUAUUGAAGAAGAACCUUUGCCAAAGAGUACUCAAAACCUUUCUCUCGAGAUAUGUUCUUAUGCGGCUACAAUUAUCACCCACAUGGCAUUAGCAACAUCUCAAAAACUCAGCAUACUCCACCAACACGACGGAGCUAUGUAUGCGAUUAUCACUGCCAUGCAGAUACAUCUCAGGAAUGCCUCAAUAGGAUCUGACCAGAAGCUGACCGCAUUUGGUGAAAUCAACUUUGAAAAGUCUGUGCGGCUUUUCCAAUUGUUGAUUGUUCACAAAGAUUCCAUGUUUGUGGAAACUCUAGCCGCGCUCGAACAAAAAUACCGAGACCGGGAAAACCAUGUGGUUGCUGGCUACUCAUCCAGACUCACUUGUGCUUCUGAACCUUCUAGUCCACGUAGCAUUUGCCAAGACUCACUUAGCUGUAGUGAAGGAUCUCCUCGUAAGAAACACUGUGAAGACCCCGAAGAAAAGCCUACUACCAAGCCAGCUGCCCCAUUUAAAAUUAUCAGCUUCAACCCUGCCAAUCAAACACGCGUCAGUAGGCAAACAAAAGAUAAACAACGGUCCUCACAACAGCAAAAGCAGACGAAUAACUAUAGUCAAAGACAGAAAGAAGUAUUAUUACAAUUCACGGCUCCAGUGGUUACGGAUAAUUCAAUGGUACCUAUCGGAAUGGAUCCAUGGGCUACUCCACAAUCACAGCAUCAAGAAAAUCUUCAAUUGCCGCCAUCGAUGUAUUCUAUGGAGAGUUUUCUUGACUUUGGCGUUUCACAACCCUGGGCAAUACCCUAUCCAAAUACCUACCAGGAUCCCAACCAACCGUUUCCAUUCGUAUUUCACUCGGACGACCGGACACCUGACCCUUCACAACUUCAUGGCUACUCAUGGCCAAAGCAAUAG
Messenger RNA from Phycomyces blakesleeanus NRRL 1555(-), 2187 nucleotides. RefSeq names its product fungal-specific transcription factor. The transcript is spliced from 3 exons. The coding region runs from base 1 to 2187 and encodes 728 amino acids. Gene Ontology annotation, molecular function: zinc ion binding; DNA binding. NCBI's taxonomy places the organism in Eukaryota, Fungi, Mucoromycota, Mucoromycetes, Mucorales, Phycomycetaceae. The record is from RefSeq and is a predicted model, not a curated record. Gene Ontology annotation, biological process: DNA-templated transcription.